Molecule: messenger RNA, 2001 nt
Organism: Cornus florida
Lineage: Eukaryota; Viridiplantae; Streptophyta; Magnoliopsida; Cornales; Cornaceae
Exons: 14
Coding region: 246-1832 (528 amino acids)
Biological process (GO): DNA-templated transcription
Cellular component (GO): RNA polymerase III complex
Molecular function (GO): single-stranded DNA binding
Source: RefSeq, a predicted model, not a curated record
GUCUCUGGUCUGCAACUAUCACACAACAUCACAGAAGUCUCCCCCUCUCACUCUCCAGGCCGCGCCGCCGCAGUCCUUCCACCACCACAACCGCGGCAGCCUGGCGAUUUCUGGGCACAGCCCACUUCUGCUGCUUCACCUUCACAGCCAACGGGUAAGGAGGCGAAGAUCAAGAAAGUGACGAAUUUUAUUUUACACAUCACUCGACACUGAAAAAAAAGAGGAAGAAGAAACCUCCCGCGGAUAUGGUUACCCAAAACGGCAUCAAGCUCGCCGUUCAUCUAAUCUCCUCUUACUUUGGUGAUAAUGUCGCGAAAGUAUGUGAGUGUCUUCUCCGCAGAGGAACCCUACCAUUGGCACAAAUAAUACAAUAUACUGAACUUGAGAAAGAAACUGUUCGAUGCUCUCUGCUCGUAUUAAUCCAACACAAUUGUGUUCAAGCCUUUUCAAUCAUACAGGAAGGUGGGUUUGGAAAGGCAUCGAGGGUUAUAACCCAGUACAUGGUGUUGUUUGAUAACAUAAUCCACCAUAUGAGGUUUCCUAAGUUUUUAGCGAUGGUGAAGUAUCUUGGUAAAGAAUGCGAAGAUAUAAUUGAAGGGUUGCUUCAACACGGUAGACUUUCCUUGAAACAAAUUUCAGACAGGCACAAGGAUACUUCUAAUCAAAGUGCAGGAAAUUGUACGGCUCAGGAUGCUGUAAAGGAAAAUUUUAAUAAACUUGUUAAUGCCCGGUAUGUGGAACGCUGCCCAGCUCAUGAACCAAACGUUGCACCACCAGAUGAAGAAGAAACUUCUGUGAAGAAGAAAGUUUCAAAGGCUGAUAAGAUGGCAGAAGAAUCAAAGACUUUAGAGGAACGAGCUUUAUCUGAAGCAGCUCCUAUGGAAUCACAAAGAUUUUUAGUUGAAACAUAUAAUGAGAUUGAUGUUGAUGAAGAAAAUAGCAAAGAACACCCCACUAGCGUGCCAGUUGGGGAGAAGCGCAAGCGGGGUGAUUUAGAGUCAGAUGCGAUAGAUGGGGCUGAAAAGACAAAGAAAGAAGUUCUUUGGCGACCCAAUUUUGAAGAAUUUAUGCGGCGCCUUAGGCAUAAGGCUUGCAUUGAAAAUGUGAGAACACGGCUUGAUGAUGGAGCUGGCAUUGUUUUAAGUGCAAUGCUGGAGGCAACCAGAAGUAAAGAGACUAAAGUGAAGACGGAAAAUUCAAUUCCCCUGUCCAUGGAUGCUAUUUAUGAAGAGGUAAUAAAGAGUAUAGAUGGUCGUACCAUGACCUUAGAACUCGUCAGAGUUUCCCUUGUCCAGUUGGGAUGCCAUCCCCUAGAUGAGACAUAUAGUAUUGAUUUGAAGAGCAUUAUCGAACUGGCUCAAAACGAGGAGGUGGAAUCAAUAGUGUUGAAAAGAUAUGGGAGGGAGGCUUACAGGAUGUUCAGGUUAUUGUCAAAGGCUGGUCACCUACUUGAAACUGAUAAGAUUUCAGAUACCACAUUUGUUGAUAAGAAAGAUACAGCAAAGACUCUUUACAUGCUCUGGAAAGAUGAUUACCUGCAUAUGGAGAAAGUAAGCACGUUUGGAGGCAAACAGUCAAACUUCUUGUUGUGGAAAGUCAAUAAAAGUUCUCUUUGGGAACAUGUCCUAGAUGAGAUGUACCAUGCUGCCUUAAAUUUGAGAUUACGAACUGCUUAUGAGCAAGAAAAAGAAAAAGAGGUUUUGAUGAUACCAAAAGACAAACUUGUAGGGGAACUUGCAAAAAGACGGAAGCGAUUGCAAAAAGUCAGGAUUGUCCUUGAAUCUUCCCUGAUGAAGCUUGACGAUGCUAUCAUGCUCUUCCAUAACUUCUAAAGUUUAAAGCUUGUAUGACUUUAAAAAAGUUUUAUUAUUGCUAAUGAGUUAUUAUUAUAAAUAAGUUAUAAGUCUAGUCACUCCUGGUUUGUUUUACUCUUUUGUGUGUCGGGGGCAUUUUUAGAUCCUUGAUUCCCAAUAAAAUAGGCUGGUGUCUUGAAUUUUAAAA